Cercospora beticola is the source of this 3215-nucleotide messenger RNA. RefSeq names its product serine/threonine protein kinase SKY1 (gene SKY1). Lineage: Eukaryota; Fungi; Ascomycota; Dothideomycetes; Mycosphaerellales; Mycosphaerellaceae. Gene Ontology annotation, molecular function: protein serine/threonine kinase activity; ATP binding. Gene Ontology annotation, biological process: peptidyl-serine phosphorylation; regulation of mRNA processing; spliceosomal complex assembly. Gene Ontology annotation, cellular component: nucleus; cytoplasm. The record is from RefSeq and is a predicted model, not a curated record.
UGGCUUUGUUCGCAGCAUCACAGCUACGGGGCGAAUCUGGCUGGGUGAACCGUGACCUUGUGGCACCGUGAUCAGUGCUGGCGGCAGUUAAUCGCGCACAGAUGAUAGAGCGCUGGGGACAAACGUGAUGGAAGGGACGAGGAGGAAUGGCUCGCGGUCGAGGUAGCCGUGCAAGCGCCAAAGUCAAGUCGUCAGUCGCUUCUUUUGUGGGAGUUGACCAGUUCUCAUCUGCCCUCUCUGUACAUUGCUAUCUCCUGCGGACGUGCUGUUCCUGAGCCUGAGGGAGCACAAAUCAGCGCCAGCUUCAGCACAGCCCUGGCCCUUCAUCGACGUCAGAACGCCUCGAGGGCUUGCAGUGCCAGUCUGCAUGGAACCGGACCUCUCGCGCAUUAGUCCAGGCCUUCUUUUCUGCCCAAUUCUGCGUUGGUCAGGGGACUGCUCUGCGCACACUCCCGCUGCCCGAUCCACUUCCAGACGCGGUGGGAGCAGCGGCGGCGAACAGUAGCAGCAGUAGCAACCUCUUUUCUGACUUGGCCUGCGCGCCGCAAUAUAUGCAGAGCGCAUUGGUUCAUGCACGGCCCCAGCAGAGGCAGACGAUCACGAUUGACGGCGGCGGCAAGCACCCAACACCUCGACAACGGCAGCGCUGCACCACAGCACAGCACAGCUCUCCGCGCGGCUAGCCAGCAGCGUCAUCAGCACGGCCGGACAGCACGACUCGCAUCUGAAGCACCCAACCGCACCCCACAACGUGCCCUCGCCAUCCGCGCGCACGCAUCACUCGUCGACUGCCGGCGCAGCAGCUUCGAGAAGCCAAGGUCACGCUGCCAGGUUUAACGACGCUCCUCACCGCCCCGCGCCCGACGCAGCCCCCUCGCCAUGAACAGCGGCAGCGAGAGUCUUAAGAAGGCUGCCAUCAACAAGGCGAAACAGGUCGCGAGCGGCGCCAUCCCCAGCAACGGCAACAACAACAACAAGAGCCCCUCCACCGCCCCCAACAACGACCAGAACGGCAGCAGCAAAACCGGCCAGAAGCGGCGGAAGCAGGACCUGAAGCCGAUCAUCACCACCGAGCAGCAGCAGGCCGCUGGCGGCAACCCGUACAGUGCACAGAGCAAUCCGUCGCCGCUCAACCACAAUAAAGCCCAGUACGGCAAGGACCUCCACGAAUCACCCAGCGAGUCAGAGUCCUCCGGCGACGAGGGCACCGAAAACACGGCGGACGAAGAGGAUUCCGAAGACUACUGCAAGGGUGGCUAUCACCCUGUGCAAGUAGGCGAACAGUACAACAAUGGCAGGUACACAAUAGUGCGGAAGCUCGGAUGGGGCCACUUCAGCACUGUAUGGCUGUCCAAGGACAACACCACCGGCAAGCACGUCGCUCUCAAGGUCGUCCGCUCCGCUGCACAUUACACCGAGACGGCUCUCGACGAGAUCAAGCUGCUGAAUAAGGUUGUCGAAGCCAACAAAGACCAUCCCGGCAGGCAACAUGUCGUCAGCCUACUCGACUCCUUCAACCACAAGGGACCUCAUGGUAUGCACGUAUGCAUGGUGUUUGAGGUGUUGGGCGAGAACCUGCUCGGCCUGAUCAAGAGGUGGAACCACCGAGGCAUUCCCAUGCCGCUCGUCAAGCAAAUCACCAAACAAGUGCUUCUGGGUCUGGACUACCUUCACCGCGAGUGCGGCAUAAUACAUACAGACUUGAAGCCGGAAAACGUCCUGAUCGAAAUUGGUGAUGUCGAGCAGAUUGUCAAGACAUACGUAAAGGAGGACCCCAGCAAGGAAAAGGAUGACCACCGCAAUGGCCGCCGAAGAAGACGCACCCUCAUCACCGGCUCUCAACCUCUGCCCAGUCCUCUGAAUACCAACUUCUCGAACUCCGACCUCUCGAACUUCCCUGGCAGCACGGCGAGUCUCAACAAGAUCGUCAACGAAAGCAAAGGGAGUCAACCAAAGUCGAUGCUCGAGAGCCUUGGUAUCAAGGCCGAAGGCGGCGAUGCGACGAAAGAUGCCGGAGCGCAGAAGGAGCGCGAAAAGACAGCCGAAAUCCUCGCCAACAACGUCUCCGAUAUGGAUCUGGGCGGCUCGCACGCAGUCAAGCCCAAGGAGUUGGAGAAGCCCGACGAUGGAAUCGAAGUCAUUUCCGUCAAGAUUGCAGAUCUGGGCAAUGCGUGCUGGGUGGGACACCAUUUCACCAACGACAUUCAGACUCGACAGUACCGCUCACCUGAGGUCAUCCUCGGCGCCAAAUGGGGUGCCAGCACAGAUGUGUGGAGCAUGGCUUGCAUGGUCUUCGAACUCAUCACGGGUGAUUAUCUGUUUGAUCCGCAGUCUGGCACUAAGUAUGGUAAAGACGACGACCACAUCGCACAGAUUAUCGAAUUGCUGGGCACUUUCCCUAAAAGCUUGUGCAUCAGUGGUAAAUGGUCACAAGAGAUAUUUAAUCGCAAGGGCGAGCUGCGCAACAUUCACAGGUUACGGCACUGGGCGCUUCCCGACGUCUUGCGAGAAAAGUACCAUUUCUCAGUGGAGGAGGCUAAGAGAAUCGGGGAUUUCCUCCUGCCAAUGCUCGAACUGCAACCUGCUGAUCGAGCGAAUGCGGGCGGAAUGGCGAAUCACCCAUUCUUGGAUGAGACAAAGGGAAUGGAUCGCAUCAAAACGGAUAUCCAAGUUGGUAGCAAGGGUGAUGGGAUUGAAGGGUGGGCUACAGAGGUCAAGAAGGCGCGGUAGCAGCCGCGUUGGAACUGAUCACCAAUCGAGGGGCCGUGUGCUCGGGACGAGGGGAAAGAGCGGGCAAGGUGAUGUUCCUCUUUGCCUGCUUCCUCCUGACUCCAAUGGAGCCCGCGCAAGUUGUGGCCUUCGUGGCUACACUACCACGACGAUGGAUUGUCCUUGCGUUUUGGUUCGUCCUGUCUCUCUGGAGAAGCUGCACUCGUUCUGCUGCUAUCACUGCCAACCUUUUGUCUAUACCACCAUGAUCAUCAGAAGCAGCAACAGAAGAAGGACGCUUACGAUCGUCAUCGUUCAUUCACCCACGAUAUACAUACACUCUUUUCUCAGUUUCUUCUUUCGCACUCGUAUGGCUUGGUGCCGCGAAGUGAGACUCUGACGAUGUGGUGUAAUAAAUGUAACGUGUGGCGAUUUCACAAUCCGCUGCGAUGUGGUGGACAAGAUCUCUGCCUCAGUGAUGAGGACAAUGUGGGGAGACGUGUGGU